This is a messenger RNA of Prunus armeniaca (apricot), 1419 nucleotides long. NCBI's taxonomy places the organism in Eukaryota, Viridiplantae, Streptophyta, Magnoliopsida, Rosales, Rosaceae. The record is from the annotation of a GenBank genome assembly.
AUGGUAGACAAGUCAGAAGUUGAAGCUAGUCAUCCCCCAGUUGACACCAUAAUCAUCAAUCAUAAGAAUACACCUAUGCCUGCUAGCCCCUUCAAAGCCUUUGAAAGCAAUGAUACUAAUAGAAGACUAAUUGAGCAGAAUAAUUAUACCAAUCAGAGUCUAAUUGUCAUAGGGAAACAACUGGAUACAAUUGAAACUAAGAUUGACAAGAUAAGUCCCCCAGAAACUAAGUUUAAACCAAAAAUUGAAAAACCAAUAGUUCAGUUCCAGGAUCUUAAGUCAAGCCCCACGCUUAAGAUUAAACCUACAAUAAAGAAAAUUGAAGAAAUGUUAGAACAGUUGACCCCAAGUAAAGCUGAAAAAUCUGGUCUUAAAACACUAGAUUCUUUUGCAAUCACGAACCCCUCUGAGUCUGAACCUGAGACAACAGAAUCCGAAACUAGUAAUAUUUCAAAAUUAGAAAAUGCUUUCAAAAAUCUGGAAGUCCAAGUUGAACCCAAAAUCAAAAGAUUAGAUAGACACAUAAGCCCUACUAGCUUAACCAAAAAUUGGUACCCUAGACCAACUCCUCCAGAUAUUCAGUUUGAAGAAAGAAACUUCCAAACCCAGUUUUCAGUUUCUUCUGAUAAAUUGUACGAAUGGAAUAUUGAUGGUCUGUCUGAGCAAGAAAUCUUUAAUAAGUUACAACAUAUGUCCAUGGUUGCCAACAGUUACAUCACCAAUCACAGUUUCAGACAAUCUGAGAUUGUACCCCUGUUAGUUACUGGGUUUACCGGUACUCUCAGGUAUUGGUGGGAUAAGCACUUAACCCCUGAGUCCAAAAAUCUGAUCAUUCAUGCUGUAAAACUUAAUGAAGAUGGUCUCCCUAUAUUUGACGAACAAAUAGGUCAAGGUAUAGAAGACGGAGUCAACACUUUGUUUUACACAAUAAUUGAGCAUUUCAUUGGAAACCCUAGUAAUACUACUGCCAAGAUCCAUGACCAGCUUAGUAAUCUUAAAUGUCCUAAGUUGUCUGAUUUCAGAUGGUACAAAGAUGUCUUCGUCUCUAGAGUCAUGCUUAGGGAUGAUAGUAAUCAACCUUUCUGGAAAGAAAAAUUUGUUAAUGGUCUUCCAAAUUUGUUUGCCCACAAAACACGCACGACCCUGAGUAAUGAACAAGGCCAUAUAGAUUGGGAUAGCUUAACAUAUGGAAAUAUCAUAAGUACAAUCAACCAAGUUGGUAUGAGAAUGUGUAUUGAUUUUAAAAUUGGUAGAAAAAUACAGUCCGAUAGGAAAUCAGCUAAAUAUGAAUUAGGAAAUUUCUAUGAACAGUAUGGUCUUGCCAGCAUCCCUCCUUCCAGGAAAAAUAAGCCUAGUUAUCCCAGUCACAUUCGAAAACAUCGUCAUUAUUCGCGUAGAAAACAUAUGGAAAUAUCAUAA